Molecule: messenger RNA, 225 nt
Organism: Lathyrus sativus (Indian pea)
Lineage: Eukaryota; Viridiplantae; Streptophyta; Magnoliopsida; Fabales; Fabaceae
Source: the annotation of a GenBank genome assembly
AUGAGACCGCGGUGGUGGAGGCGUUGUCAUACGUGUGAUUCGGUUCAACCCGGGAAACCGUGUUUUAAACCCGAUUCGGUGGUGGGUCAUGCUAGUUUUGCGUUUAGUUCUUAUUGGGCACAGUUUAGACAUGUGGGUGGAACUUGUAAUUUCAACGGUCUUGCCACCCAAACUGCAAAGGAUCCAAGUUAUGGAUCUUGCAAGUACCCAAGUGUGACACUUUGA